Molecule: messenger RNA, 3847 nt
Organism: Cyclopterus lumpus (lumpfish)
Lineage: Eukaryota; Metazoa; Chordata; Actinopteri; Perciformes; Cyclopteridae
Gene: ark2n
Product: chromosome 12 C18orf25 homolog
Exons: 5
Coding region: 318-1619 (433 amino acids)
Biological process (GO): ubiquitin-dependent protein catabolic process
Molecular function (GO): ubiquitin protein ligase activity
Source: RefSeq, a predicted model, not a curated record
CCGAAAAUCCCGGAAGUGGCGCAUGUAGCUUUGUGAAAGACGGACGGCUGAUGGAGACAUUUUAAAAUAAACACACAGCUAACCGCUAUCUGGGCUUCGCGAAGGUGCGAGCGCACUGCGCCAAAAACACGUUCAAAUUAGUCUAAGUUGUAAAGAAGUGAAGUAUAGUUAGCAGGGUGUCGUAAAUCAAAGAGGCUACACAAUACCGAAGAUGUUGAAGAGUCUGACACUGGGAGAAGAAGAAUAUAACUAAACGCCGCGCAGGUCAGCUCCUGUCCAGGCACAUUGGUCCAUGUUUGUUGGACCUUUGGGCUAGCAUGAAGAUGGCUGACUCAGACAAGGCAGAGGAUUUUGUGGAUGCUGAGUGCCUUGAUGAAGCACAGUCAGCCACAGGCUCUGUUCAGGGAGAGCAGGAUGAACAUCUAAAUUCAGAGGCCACCACCAGUACCAGCUCACCGCCAAGGGAAAAGGAGGGAGACAGCCCCUUGAAUACAGAGGGCGAGCAGAGUCUCCUCUCAAUGCCAUGCCUGAUGAAGGAGCUCCGCCGAGACUCCCCAGAGUCCCAGCACGCCUCUACAGAGAGCGACAAGCCCAUAUCCCAUCAUAUCUAUGAGAGCGACUCCUCAAACAACUGCAUGCUCUCCCCCUCAUCCAGUGGCCACCUCGCUGACUCAGACACACUCUCCUCAGGGGACGAAGGGGCUGCUCCUCCUAUCGGAAAAACGGAAGAUGGCAACAUGGAAGCUGCAAAUGAUCCUGGGCAGACAGCAGGAAGGCAAUCAUCAUCUACGUCUGCGGGGGGGAGGAAGUCCCGACGAUCACGUUCAGAGAGCGAGAUGCUGCCUAAUGCAAUGGCUGCAAAGAAAAAUCGUUGCCAGCCGAUCUCGGUAGCAGCUGGAGGGCAGGAAAAACAAACCAAUGGCAAGCUGGCAAAAGUGAAAGGUCACCGUAGCCAGAAACACAAGGAGCGAAUGCGUUUGCUGAGGCAAAAACGGGAGGCAGCAGCACGGAAGAAGUAUAACCUGCUGCAGGACAGCAGUACGAGUGACAGCGAGCUCACGUGUGACUCCAGCACCAGCUCCUCUGAGGACGACGAUGACGACACUUCAGGAGGUAGCAAGACAAUCAAGACGGAUAUUACAGACGCGCUUCCAGUAGUGGGUCACUAUGAUAUUUCAGACACUGAUUCUAACCAGGAGAGUAUGAGUGUGGAGACAGUCCGGCCCACGGUGAUAAAGCAUGAGCUAAAAACACACAGAGGCCGGGAUAUGGCUGCUCACUCUGGGUGUAUAGGAGCUCUGUGCUCUCUCUCAGGCCACGUGGAGGCAGAGCUGUCGCACAAGGAAAGUUCUCAACGCAACAAGGCCCAGAUUCACAUUGCCACCUCUGACAGCGAGGUGGAAAUAGUUGGAGUGCAAGAGAAAGCACGAUGCGCCCAUCCAUGCGGAGGAGUAAUAAAGAGUCUGUCCACCUGGAAGGAGAAAUCAGUGGAGCAGUUGAACAGCACAAAUCAACCACCACUCUGGACUACUGUUUCCCCUCAGCCCAACUGGGUGUCCCCACCUGAAGUGGUGGACCUCACCCUGGACGAGGACGCCGGACACAAAUACCUACUUUAAACAACUUGUACACUGAAGACUCCUCAUUUCUUCCCCUCACUCCUCCUCGACCCUCUUGCCUUGCCUCCAUGUUACGGCUGAAACCCCUGCUGUAGUUGUGGCCUCGCCUGUAACCGCUCGUGGACUCUUCCCCGCUCCAGAGCACCGUUUCUUUUUUAACUUACUGUUAAACAAUCACAUGUAUCAAAGCCAUCUACUGACGCGAUUCCCCUUCUGAAUUUAGUUCCCUUUUUUUGAUGAAAUGGCACAGCACUGCAAGUGCAGGUGGAAAAGUGCGUACGGCUGAUUUAUCCGUUAAUGAUAGCAAUAUCCCGUCGUCAUUUAAUACCUCAAUUCGCCCUCGUUGACAGAUUUAGAUCGUUUGUGUGUUGUGCGCUUGCAAAGCUGUAUUGUGAAAACGUCAAGUUGCUGCUUGAGAGCAGGUCGGUAUCGCGCUGUUGACCUGCUUCACUACAGACUCUGAACGGCAUAUUUUCAGACUUGGCUUUUUUUUUUUUUUUAAUCUGUGGUCGAGGCAUAAACGGCAGCUGGACCACUUUCUGCUGUACGGCGGAGCACAACGUUCGCUUUGUACCGGUCGAGGGUCAAUUUAGUUUUUCCAAAGUCUCACCACUGGUUUCGCAUUUCGUCCAGUCUGCACCGAUGGCUUUGUGUCACGACACUUUGUCCAGCAUCGUGCUCUGGUGCCGGCGGGGAGAGUUUAGGUUCUUCUCAAAAGAAAUAGUUUCACAUUCUGGGAAUUGCGCUCCUUCGCUUUCUUGCCGAACGUCAGACGAGAAGAUCGAUACCACCUCUAGAGACGAGUGGCGCCCAUCCACUAGCAGAAAGAAAAGUGCAAUUCACCCAAAUGUCUUGAUUUGAAAUCCACAGCUUUCAUUUCUGCUUCUACCAUAUAACAAUAACACAAAAACCAACUGUUUAAACUCUCCAGUUUGGAAGGAAAAAUACAAAGACACUACACAUUUUGACUCAUUUCAUCCACAGCACACCUAAUGUGGUGGUAUUUUGGCAAUAGAAAUGCUGCAUGUUGUCAGAGUGAGUGUCUCCCAGGUGACGUAGUCAUCAGUGAAUGUAUGACCCUGCAGUGCGGACUGGGUGCACUUAAUGUUUGCAUGCUCAUCUUCUUGAGCGGACCCCUUUAUAACAACUGAAGAAAAGCAUCUUCCAUUUACUACUGCAAAGCGAGAUGGCCCGAAUGCCUUGAAAAGUGCACUAUUUUCUUUUAGAAUCGUACAAAGCUUAUUCUUUUACCUUACAAAGCAGUGGAUUUUGCUAUCGACAAUAAAUAUUUUAAUAAUAGAUGUGAAUUUAGCACACAAAUGAAUAAAAAAACAAAACUUUAAGUGGUGUUGAGUUUGUACCCACGUUUGGGCGUUUAUAGUAGAACCCUUUACUGUGGACUGUUUUCACCCUGAUCCUCAGGGCCGGCUCGCUCUCUUUCCUUGUGGUCUUAUUUUUGUCUUCAUGAAGUCAGCAGCCACACUGGAUAUUUGUAUCCAUGAUCCUUCACACAUUGUUAUAACACUUGAGUUGUAUUAUUUCAUAUUGAACAUCUACUUUCCAAAAGAGAUGUUUGAGAAUUGUAGAAUCAAAUUAUUUGACUUCUGCUGGUCACAGAAGGGAAGGGGAAAGCCGAAAUAUAAAAAGGAACUAAACCAAAGUCUAAAUGGAUUUUUCUUUUUGAUUUAAAAUUUGCUUCCUUUUUUGUUGUUGCUGUGUAAGUCUAAAUAUUUUAAUUUGGAAGUCAAUGCAUCUUGUGUGAAAAGAGGUAACUUGAACUCUUUCAAACAGUUCAGUAUAAUGUGAUGUGUGUUCUGUUUUCCUUUGGCCAGUUCUUUUCCACUAUAUGCAGCUACCACUGUUAUGACAAUUAUUUUUACCGGACCACUUCUGCUUGCAAAACCCAUUUUGCCAUAGUUCCUUAGGAUUAUUAUAUGUUGGUAAGACUCAUGUCUAUUGUGAUAAAGGUUUAAUAGACAAUUAGGGCAGUGGUGCCCGACUAUGGUUGCACAUCGCAUAUUUGGUCACAUCUUUAACCUCGUCAGAUAUUAUCCUCAUUACCAGUAAUUUAGCUUUGCUCUUCUGUUUUAUUUUACUGUCAGUAUUUUACAUUUUUAAAAAGGGGUUUAUUUUGUUGCUUCUGCAAGUCCUUGACUUCCUUGAAAUGAUGUCUGUAGAACAAAAAGAAACUAUUUUAAAAACUAAAUAAAUAGAGCGUUAUUUAAUGA